Messenger RNA from Paramecium sonneborni, 1264 nucleotides. The record is from the annotation of a GenBank genome assembly. NCBI's taxonomy places the organism in Eukaryota, Ciliophora, Oligohymenophorea, Peniculida, Parameciidae.
UUUUUAUGAAAAACGUGAACAAAUUUGUAAUAUUGUCAUUUCUUCUAGUGAUAAACUAUGCAUUGGAAGAUAUGGAUAUGAAACAAUAAAUUGAUUAACUUGAUCAAAACAGAUUUGGUCACACCCUUCUUGAUACAAUUUAUUUACAAUUGCAAACUUAAGAACCAAUUGAAAGAUUGAUGGGAACUUUACAAUAAAUUGAAGAUAGAUACUAUUAAGAUUAAAAGGAGGAGGAUGUUUCACAUAGGGAAUAUUAAGACUCUUGUACUGUGGUAUUAAUUAUAAGUAUUCAUAAAGGAUUUAUAAAAUUUGGAUUAAAAUAUCAAAAUAAGCGAUAAUGAAAGGAUUAAAUUGGAAGCAAGAUUAGAAGGUGAACUUUAUCCAAAAAGAGAAAUCUUAUAAAAAUUGAUAGCUUAAAAAUCAGCUGAGCUCAAAGAAUUCAAAGGAGAGCUAAAUGAAUUAGAUGAAUAAAGAGAAGAAGAACAUGAAGAGCAUUAACAUAAAAUUCAUGAACAUGAAGAUGUUAUUGGAAUAUUGAUGUAGGCUAGAACUCUUUUUUCAGAGAAUCUUUAAACACAUGACAAUUCUUUUAUUGAAUUAAAUAAUAAUGGAAUUGAAUUACUUUAGAAGCAUUUUGGAGCAUCUAUUAAAAGAGCAAGUAUUUAUUAUUAUAAAAACAUUAGGUAAAUUUACUUAUAGAACCUCAUGGGGUAAAAUGUUUAAAGCUUUGGCUACCAUAACUUCAAGAGUUCAUUAAUUAUAAGAUUCAGCUUAAGUAGAGAAUGUUAUCUUACUAAUUGAUUAAUUGUUAGAUCAAGUUCAUGAUUCUAUGGAUCUUGAGAAGUUCUCAGAAGAAAAAAGGAUUUAAGCUUAUGGAAAGACUAGAAAUUUACUUGUUAUUUCAAUAAAUACAACUGAAAGUACUUUAGCAAAUGCGAUAUCUGAUUUAGCAUUGUAAUUUAUUAUAAUAUACAUCUUUUAGAGUAAACGAAGUGAUUGACUAGACUUUAGCCACUCUUGAUAAUGUAAAUUAAAGAUUAGAAAUGCUUCAAUAAUCUAGAGAUGAUAGAUUCACUAUUUGUGAAUAAGAAGCUUAAGAUUAUUAAGAUUCUAGAUCAUAAAGGUAUAUGAUUAAAUUCUUACUUUUAGAGAAUCUGAUAGAGAUGUUGUUUCUUAGACAAUUGGAUUACUAAAUAAAUCAUUAAGAACUUUAAAGGAGCAAUUAGCAUUAAGAAUUUCAGCAGGAGAAUAAUUUGAAUAUUGA